GAAGUACAGGCUGCGGUGCGUGAGGCGGUGCUUGUGGUCAGAGAGCAGAUAGAAGUGAUAGAACCUCAUGUCUUCCAGAGUGGAGGGAAGCUGGGCCCUGAUUCACCCGCCUACCACUACUAUACUCUAAUGGCCGGGACGGAGCGGACAAGAACUAUCGCCGCUGUGGCUCUUAUCUCUCAGACGGCCACCCACAUCCUCGCUGUCAGACACAAUCUCACAGUCGGGCAAGUGUCACUGGUCUUGCCCCAACACGACACCAUGAAGACUGUACUGGCCGACUCUUGCCCUACCCCGUUACCACCGUCCUCCUGCCCGCCUUCACGCUACAGGACUAUAGAUGGCACGUGUAAUAACCCCGACCAGCCAAGAUGGGGCGCUGUCAACACUCCUUAUUUAAGAUUGCUUCCUGCCUGGUAUGCUGACGGCGUAUCCUCCCCCCGCGUGUCUUUGGCCGGACGAGCACUGCCUCCAGCCUCUCUUGUUUCUCAAGCCGCCCACGCUGGUCAUAUCCACACUCACGCCCACGUGUCUCUCCUGGCCUCUGUGUGGGGUCAAUACCUCGCCCAUGACCUCUCCCGACCUCUGGUAGCUGAAGGAGUGAGAGGGGAAAAGGUGAAGUGUUGUGGACUGACGGAGAAACACCCUGAAUGUUUCCCAAUAGUGGACGGUGAACUGUGUUGGGAGUACGCUAGGACUGCCCCUGCUACCACCACUGACUGUGCUCUGGGAGUUCGGGAACAACUGAACGGCGCCACGUCGUUCCUGGAUGGGUCGGGAUUGUAUGGGUCAACUAAAAGAGAAUCGGACUCAUUACGGCUCUUUGAGAAUGGUCACCUGAAGACCCAAGCCGACUGGUUGCUGCCACGAGCUACCUCACACACCUGCAAAGACGCCAUGAUGUGUUUCAUGGGGGGUGAUCUACGUCUCAACACACACGCUGGCCUGGCUGCUCUACAGACUCUGCUGGUCCAUGAACACAACAGAGUAGCGUCCGUCCUCUCUGAGCUCAACCCUCAGUGGGGGGACGACACCGUGUUUGAGGAGGCAAGAGCUAUCAUCGCUGCCCAGAUGCAACAUAUAACUUAUAAGGAAUUUCUGCCUACAAUACUGGGAGCCCGGGUUGCCGAGGAGAAUGAGCUCAUCCCACUAGCGGCGGGCUUCUACCACAGCUAUGACAUCACCAUUGAACCUGGAGUGUUCAACUCUGUGGCCACGGCCGUGUUACAUCUGGUACUGACGCUGUUACCCGACCAGCUGCCCCUUGGUCGCCACAACAUCCCACUAGGCAUGACAGCCCUCAACAUGACCAUCCUCUACAAGGCUGGUGCCUAUGAGCAGCUCAUCAGUGGUCUGGUGUCCGCUAACUCUCUCACUUUCGACCCCGCCGUCAGUGCCUCCAUCAGGGGGUACCUGGGCGGACUGGACUUGGUUGCCCGGACGGUACAGAGUGGACGUGAUCACGGCCUACCGCCGUACGUGGUGUGGCGCCCCUUGUGUGGCCGGCGUCCUGCUCACAGCUUCGAAGACCUCACAGACACCAUGGAGGUGGAGCAUAUCGCCAGACUUCAGAUCAUCUUCGCCAACGUGGCCGACAUCGAUCUCUUCACCGGCAUCAUCUCAGAGCGACCUCAGGAUGGCGCCCUGGUGGGUCCUACGGCCUCUUGCCUCCUUGCCCUCCAGUUCAAGGUGUUGAGACAGACAGACAGGUACUGGUAUGAGAACGAUGUUCCUCCUGCCGCCUUUAGUAAAGAACAGCUUUUUGAAAUCAGGAAGACGUCCAUGGCGCGUCUGGUGUGUAACAACGUGCCUGGGCUGAGUAGUGUGCCCCGCUCUGCCUUCCUCGCUGGUGACCAGUUCCUGAAUGCCCCUGUAUCCUGCCGUGACCUGGACGACAUGGAUCUGGGCGUGUGGAAGACCCGCGGGAAGGUGGUGGUGGCUGAAGAUAUUUUACACAGUGUGGUGGAGAAAGGGAAACAGGUCGUGGAGAAGCGGAGACAGAUGGAGAAGCUUAUCUUCGAGAAAGGUCUGGUGGCAGGGUCCAAGUCACCGGUAGGCUCAGCAUACGCCAACAAUAAGCCUACCCCCACGUCCUUGAUCCAGGCCAACACGUCCGUGCUCCUCGAGGCCACCAGCCAGGAACUCAUCACCAUCAUGCACGACCGUAGAGUCCGUCGACAGAUUCAGGGACUCGGCAACGAGUUCGACUCGCUGGACCUUAACCUACCGUCCGUGGAUAUCUCUGGUCUGGUCCCUCCCGCCCCUCUGAUCCGUAAUUGUCGGGAGACGGAGGAACACAGGGCGUGUGACGCUAACAACCGUUUCAGAACUAUCAGUGGUCACUGUAACAACCUCAGACGUCCUGACUUUGGUCGUUCCAACACCGUAUUCGCCCGCAUGUUACCUGCUGGCUACGACGACGGCAUCUCAGAGCCACGCACUCGCUCUGUCUCGGGCAACGCCUUACCCUCCCCCCGCACCAUCUCCACCACCAUCCACAACGAUAUCUCUCACCUUCACGCUCGCUACACCCUCAUGGUGAUGCAGUUCGGACAGUUCCUUGACCACGACAUCACCUUCACACCCGUCAACAAGGGCUUCCAGAGUUCUAUCCUGGACUGCAGGGACUGUGAGGCACAACAGAGAGUCCAUCCAGAGUGUUGGCCCAUCCCCGUCCCUGACAACGAUCCUUUCUAUCCCGCCGUCAAUAUAUCCUCUGGGAGACCCUUCUGCAUUGCCUUCACCAGAUCACUACCGGGUCAACAAACUCUGGGAGCUCGAGAACAGAUCAAUCAAAACACCGCCUUCCUGGACGCCUCCCAGAUCUAUGGUCAGGAGCUGUGUGAGGCAAGAGAACUGAGAGACAGUCACUCUGGCUAUCUUAAUGCGACCAGACAUCCGAUCCGUGGCAAGCCCUUACUGCCCCAGGAGACGGGCAACCCAGAGUGUAAAGCAGACUCGGGUCGGUGCUUCAAGGCGGGUGACUCGAGGUCGUCUGAACAGCCCGGCCUGGCAGUGGUCCACACCAUCUGGAUGAGGGAACACAAUCGUAUAGCUGAUGGCCUGGCAGUGGUUAACCCACAUUGGGAUGACGAGCGAUUGUAUCAAGAAGCACGGAGGAUAGUGACGGGAGAAUGGCAACAUGUUGUGUACAAUGAGUUCCUGCCUCGAGUGUUGGGCUGGAACGCCAUGAGGCUGUACUCCCUCACACUAAAACCUGAAGGAUAUUACGGAGAGUACGACGGCAACUGUAACCCAGGAAUAUUGAAUGAGUUUGCCACUGCUGCCUUCCGCUUCGGUCACUCAUUGAUCAGACGGUCACUCCUCCGUAUGGACACCUCCUUCAGUGAGAACCAUGACGGCGUGGAACUCAGGAGGAGUUUCUUCAACCCUGAUAUGUUACUCGAGUUUCAGAUGAUUGAUGAACUGGUCCGGGGGUUGAUCUCUACACCUAUGGAGACGUUAGACAACUUUUUAACUGAGGAGAUAACGAAUCAUCUCUUCGAGGACGCUACCAUCCCUUUCUCGGGUCUCGAUCUCGCCGCCCUUAACAUACAACGAGGGCGAGAACACGGUAUCCGCUCUUACAACGAGUACCGAGCCAUCUGUAACCUCAAACGAGCUAGGACCUUCGCUGACCUGAGCAGAGAGAUUAAACCUGAACUGAUUGAGAAACUACAGCGGGUAUACAACAGCGUGGAGGACAUCGACCUCUUCACUGGUGGACUGUGUGAGACGCCACUACAGGGAGGCAUUAUCGGCCCGACCUUUGGCUGUAUCAUCGGGCUGCAGUUCUCUUUCUUGAGGAAAUGUGACAGAUUCUGGUAUGAGACGUCCAACCCCAGUCUCAAGUUUACCGAAGAACAGCUCGUUGACAUCCGCAAGGUGACGAUGGCUUCCCUCAUCUGCCAGAACUGUGACGUGGUCGAACACAUCCAGCGAGGAGUGUUUGACAUGCCCCACGACUUUCUGAACCCCCGGGUGCCAUGUGGGGCGGUGUCGAAUGUUAAUCUUCAACUGUGGCGUGACUCCAACACCUGCGUCAUAGGUAACCAAGCGGUGGGCAUUGGAGACACUCGCACACCCACACCUUGUACACUAUGCACCUGCACUUCUUCUGGGGCGCAGUGCCAGACCUUAAAAGUCAACUGUUUCGAACUGCGCUCAAGAUUUGGUCUGGAUGAUAUUUUACGAGAUAAUGUUUGUCGUGCGCAGUGUGGAAACAUCCUCGACCCAAACAGACCAGCACAACCAGCCCCUCCAGCGGCACCAGCACCACGACCACCUCCUGCUAAUGUAUUCAACGAAGGCCUCACCCCACCCCCACCUCCUCCACAACAACCCCCCCAGCAACCCCCACCACCACAGCCACUACCCCCACGAGCCCGACCUCCCCAACCAUCUGGCCCCGUGUUCCGGCCCCCUCCACCCCCACCUCCCCCUCAGGCUAAUCCCCUCCGUUUCCCCUUCCCAAUUCCCCCUUUCCUUAGGUCCCUCUUCAGCUAGAUCUCUUCUGCACGUUUUCCUAUUUCUCUCUAGGACUCUAAAUCUCUCCUAGGGACUUUAAAUACGACUUUUUUUUCACAGAUCAGGAAUAAGGUUUUACAGGCUUUACCCUACCCCAUGCAUUACAGGUCUUAACCUACUCCAUACAUUACAGGCUUUACCCUACCCCAUACAUUACAGGCUUUACCCUACCCCAUACAUUACAG
Messenger RNA from Homarus americanus (American lobster), 4712 nucleotides. RefSeq lists its product as uncharacterized. Lineage: Eukaryota; Metazoa; Arthropoda; Malacostraca; Decapoda; Nephropidae. Bases 130 to 4506 code for a protein of 1458 amino acids. The transcript is spliced from 18 exons. The record is from RefSeq and is a predicted model, not a curated record. Gene Ontology annotation, molecular function: peroxidase activity; heme binding. Gene Ontology annotation, biological process: response to oxidative stress.